Molecule: messenger RNA, 3146 nt
Organism: Lontra canadensis (Northern American river otter)
Lineage: Eukaryota; Metazoa; Chordata; Mammalia; Carnivora; Mustelidae
Gene: WNT5A
Product: Wnt family member 5A
Exons: 5
Coding region: 1156-2298 (380 amino acids)
Biological process (GO): cell fate commitment; multicellular organism development; canonical Wnt signaling pathway
Cellular component (GO): extracellular region
Molecular function (GO): frizzled binding; cytokine activity
Source: RefSeq, a predicted model, not a curated record
CCGCCCCUCGGGCCCCGGCGCCAAACGAGGAGGUGGGCAGCUGCGCCGGCCAUGGACCGCCAGAGCUGAAGGGCCGCCGCGGAGCCCCUGGCCCUCGCCCCUCCCCAGCCCCACGCCCGCGGUGCCCUCGCCCCUCUUCGCCCUUCGCCUAGGGAAGGCGGGGGAAAGACGGGGAUUAACCCGAAGAGAGAAAGAGGGGAGGGGGGAGCCAGUGUCUCUCCCGGGGCAAUCGCUCAUCGCCCCCGAAACCGCCGCGCAGAGCGUUCGAGGGACGACUUUUACCCAUUUUGCGCCCCCUUUUUGCCAAACCCUAAAAUGAAAGGACAAAAGUUGGCGCUGACUCUUGUAGUCCGGAUGGCGACUUGUGCAUUUUCAGCGGCAUCUCCCGGAGAAAAAGCCGUGCGCGCCUGAUUGUUCUGUGGUCCCAAAGCUUCAGUGUGUGGGUGGGUGGGGGGUGGGUGUGUGUCUGUGUGUGUACACAGACGUCCACACACUCACUCGCGGCCACAGGAUCAGCGCCUGGAAGCAGACGUUUCGGCCACAGACUUGGAGAGGAGGAGCUGGAGAUCAGGAGGCGUGAGCCGCCGGGAGUUUGCAGAAUCCGUGGUGUGAAUGAACUGGGGGCACCUGGGCGCGCGGAUCGCCCCCGCCCCCGCCCCGGGCCAGAGUUGAGUAGUGGGGCAUUUUUUUCACCCUCUUGUGAAGAAUUUUUUUUUUUUUUAUUAUUUGUUGUAAAGUCUUUUGCACAAUCACGCCCACAUUUGGGGUUGGAAAGCCCUAAUUACCGCCGUCGCUGAUGGACGUUGGAGAGGGAGCGCCUCGCGGAGGAACAGUCGCCUGCACGCCCUCGCCGGACCCGCGGCUCCCUUGUUGCGCGCGGGCUCGGCUUUGCCCCUGCUGCCGGCCGGCGGGCUUCGGCGCGCCAUCGGUUCCCGGGCGCAUCCCGGCGCUGCUCCGGCUCGGGCCCUCGGACUCGGGCGCCAGUGACCGCUUCGCCACCGAUUUCCUGCGCCUGCCGGACGCGCCAAGGAGGAGCCCAAAGCUCUGCGCGGGAUCGUCCCCCCAGGCUUAACCCAGCCGCUCCGCUCGGAUUCCUCGGCUGCCCUCGCUCUGGUGGCGACUUCCUCCCCGCGGCCGCGUCCCCUCCCCCUCGCCAUGAAGAAGUCGAUUGGAAUAUUAAACCCAGGAGUUGCUUUGGGGACGGCUGGAAGUGCAAUGUCUUCCAAGUUCUUCCUAAUGGCUUUGGCCAUAUUUUUCUCCCUCGCCCAGGUUGUAAUAGAAGCCAAUUCUUGGUGGUCGCUAGGUAUGAAUAACCCUGUUCAGAUGUCAGAAGUAUAUAUCAUAGGAGCACAGCCUCUCUGCAGCCAGCUGGCAGGACUUUCUCAAGGACAGAAGAAACUGUGCCACUUGUACCAAGACCACAUGCAGUACAUCGGAGAAGGCGCGAAGACGGGCAUCAAAGAGUGCCAGUAUCAGUUCCGGCAUCGGCGUUGGAACUGCAGCACCGUGGACAACACCUCUGUGUUCGGCCGGGUCAUGCAGAUAGGCAGCCGCGAGACGGCCUUCACGUACGCGGUGAGCGCCGCGGGGGUGGUGAACGCCAUGAGCCGCGCGUGCCGCGAGGGCGAGCUGUCCACCUGCGGCUGCAGCCGCGCCGCGCGCCCCAAGGACCUGCCGCGGGACUGGCUGUGGGGCGGCUGCGGGGACAACAUCGACUACGGCUACCGCUUCGCCAAGGAGUUCGUGGACGCGCGCGAGCGGGAGCGCAUCCACGCCAAGGGCUCGUACGAGAGCGCGCGCAUCCUCAUGAACUUGCACAACAACGAGGCCGGCCGCAGGACGGUGUACAACCUGGCCGAUGUGGCCUGCAAGUGCCACGGGGUGUCGGGCUCCUGUAGCCUCAAGACGUGCUGGCUGCAGCUGGCCGACUUCCGCAAGGUGGGCGACGCCCUGAAGGAGAAGUACGACAGCGCGGCGGCCAUGCGCCUCAACAGCCGGGGCAAGCUGGUGCAGGUCAACAGCCGCUUCAACUCGCCCACCACGCAGGACCUGGUCUACAUCGACCCCAGCCCCGACUACUGCGUGCGCAACGAGAGCACGGGCUCGCUGGGCACGCAGGGCCGCCUGUGCAACAAGACGUCGGAGGGCAUGGACGGCUGCGAGCUCAUGUGCUGCGGCCGCGGCUACGACCAGUUCAAGACGGUGCAGACGGAGCGCUGCCACUGCAAGUUCCACUGGUGCUGCUACGUCAAGUGCAAGAAGUGCACGGAGAUCGUGGACCAGUUCGUGUGCAAAUAGCGGGUGCCCGCUGCCCGCGCGUCACCCAGCCCUGCUCCCGGACCCACUUAUUUAUAGAACGUACAGUGAUUCUGGUUUCUCUUUAAUAUUGUUUUAUUCCCCCCGCUCCCCCCAGCAUUGCAACCGGAAGCAUUUUUUUUCUGUUCCCACUUAAGAACUCUGUGGUUUAUUAUUAAUAUUAUAAUUAUUAUUUGACAAUAAUGGGGGGGUGGGAACCAAGACAAAUAUUUAUUUUGUGCAUCUUUGGAAAGGUAAGACAAGACUUCUUUUGAUGGUAUAGGAUGAGGGGGGAUUACAAGUACCCUUAGUUGUGUGCACAUCUAGAAGGGAAAGGAAAGAUGUUUUCUCUUUCUCAACUGUGGGGUCAAAUAUAGGACAGGUAGCAACCAGCUGGAAGGGGGUGGUACAGCUCUAUGCAUGAUUCAGCUUCUGUGACCAAAAUGGAUUGUCAGUGCUCUAGGGAACCCAGAAGGGUCUUGAGAGAAACAAACACGAAAUGAGACCCACCCCUUCCCUAGGGGCUGCCAGUUGGAAACAUUUUCAAACUGGUAAUUUAAAAAGUAACAGCAAAAAUCUCACAUCCCUCCAAGAUGUAUCAUUUGUCUCCUUUUUCUCAAAUGUUCAAUCUGCACAGGGUUCUGUACCAGCAGCUACUGAAACUUGGGGAACAGGCAGGAAAGCUCCGGAAGUUAAAAGCCUUAAAAACUCCCAUAUCAAGAUCCUGAUCUGACGCUGUUACAGGAAUUAGGUUAUCAGAUUGGAAAAGGAUCCCCGAAUGAUUCUGGGUACUAGCCUUUUCGUUUGGAGAGAGGUGGGGAGGUUGGCCUGAAUAUAAAAAACAAAACAAA